Daphnia pulicaria is the source of this 2541-nucleotide messenger RNA. RefSeq lists its product as uncharacterized. The transcript has 5 exons. NCBI's taxonomy places the organism in Eukaryota, Metazoa, Arthropoda, Branchiopoda, Diplostraca, Daphniidae. The coding region runs from base 67 to 2541 and encodes 824 amino acids. The record is from RefSeq and is a predicted model, not a curated record.
UGAGAAUUGAGAUUAAAUAGGAAAACAAUUAUUGUGCAUCAUUCUCAGACAAUAACAAAAAGAAAUAUGUCAGCUUCUAAUGAAAGGUGCUGCUUUGUUGAUAAGAAAUUAUUAACGAAAGCUGUGAAUUUUGAAAACCAAGGUAGUUUGGUUGAUUUUGCAUAUGGAGAACAAUUGCCAGUGGAACAAUUCACUUUGAACAUUAUAGCUGUUAAAGAACUUGACAAAGAUGUCAAGAUACCAGUUUCUUUUAAGAAUAUCGGGAGGCUGAAAGAGGUUGCAAAUAAAUCAACAGCUGGCAGUGCGAGAUACAACAUACAUGUUGAUCCUUCUGAAAGACACGAGUGGGAGAUCAGUGCAUCAGCAUUAUGUGAUCCAACCUUUGAUGGCCUCGGUUUAUCAUCCUUGAUCAGCUGCUUCUUACGACUGCCCACUAAACUGAUGAAUGUCAAAGUACAGAUUCAAAAACUUAUGCUUCACAAACAUGGUGGUCAAUCGUGCAACAAAAUCAAAAACCCUGGUUGCUGUGGUGUUGAUGGUAAAUUUGGUACUGCGAUCCUUCAAGUGCCAGUUGAAGGAGGGCACCAAGGUGGGUGUUUAAGUGUCGAAUAUAAAGGAAGAAAUCAAGCUUUUGAAAACCAUGCAAGAAGUGACAGCAACUUUUACAUCACUACCUUUUUCGACUGUUGCGAACAUUUUAUGGAACCCGUCACGCAAGGAUACCAAUUAACCCUCGUCUUUGAUCUCAUUUGGACAAAUGCCAAUAUCAGAAUUCCCCAAGAUUUUCCUGUGUUUCUUACCUCUCUGAAACAAGUUAGAGAAGUACUGAAAUCGUGUCUGAUUCAAGUCAAGCAGGAAGACUCCCUGGAUUCGAAAGAUAGUGAACUAGAAGAUUCCGAGUCUGAAGAGAUCGAACUUUCUGCUCAUAACACACACGAUUUCCUGUACUCAGAGAAGGAACUGAAAGAAAAUAUUUUUUUCUUCGUUCUACACGACAAAUACGAUAUCGAUAAUUUUGCAUUUGAAUUCCUUUGCAGCCAAGAUAGAAAAGCGGCCGAACUACUCAAAAGCUGCGGUUUCCUCGAUGUUCACCUGGCGAUGGCCACAAAUUCAAUUCAACAGAUUUACGACAAAGAUUCUGUCGACUUCAAUUCAAUUGAAAAAUUGCGCUGGAUAGAUUCUGAUGAUGUGGUUAGAAACUUAAGCAUCGAAUUGAAAUCGAACGAGCAUUUUGUUGGACGGAUUGAAGAUCGUUUUUCAUCGAGUAGGACCAAACUGGAUCAAGAUAAGAAAAUGGAAAAUCGAGGAGAAAACAGUGAACAUCACGGAGUACUUGUAAUUUGGCCCAAACAUCAUUCUUUCCAGAUGUACUGCCGAUAUGGUCUCCAGUCACUUCUCAUCCGGAUGAGCAAAUCAUUGGUGUCAGCGCCCAACUGGAAGGAAGAAACGCGACAACAAGUCAAAAACGAAUUACGGCAGCUUAUUUCGUUUUGUUGCGCCGAACCUGAAAAAGUGUGGACGUUGGCUGGAAUGGAAAAUGGUGAACUGACGUUAAGAUUGUUCCGUUUCUGCAUCACCCUGAGGGCUCGUGAAGAGGGCAUCGAUCUCUUGAACCUUGUCUGCUCCAAUUUUUAUGAAGAGUCCCACGACAUUGAGAAGUUUGAAGGAAUUCAAACCGAGGAAGUUGCUCAGACAAUUGCGGAAUUCCUGUGUGCCGAUUUUGUGCGCCAAGUCAGUGAUCGGGACGAUGUCGCUGAAUUAAUUAAGCGAAUUAUCUCUUCGAGCCGGAUUAUUGCCAAACAGUUAAUCCCGAUUGUCAAGCUGGGAAAAUGUUUUCUUGAUUUCAAUUUCAAGGAAGGAGCUAUAAUGAUUGGAGAGGCUGUAUCUUCCUCAUUCACUAAUAUCGACUUGCUUAAAGCUUCACAAUCAAAGCAGUCCCAUGUAGAAUCCUAUAUGGACAUGAUUGUGGCGUUGGAGAUGAAUCCUGAAACCGCCAGCAGAGAGAGGAUCGCCUCAUUUUUUCUUUUCUUUUCCAAGCUACAGCUAUCCAUGCAGUGUCGAUUUUUUCUCGAUUUUGAAACCAGAUUCUGCUCACAUUCGAAGAAGCACCCGUCCUGUCAACCCAUUCUAUAUGGUUUAUGCCAGAAGAUUUUGGCGAUUACUUGCAACAUUUACGCGCCGUCCGUCAAGUGUUUCGCCGUGGACUUGGUGAGCUGUUUUCUUCGGCUUGGAAAUGGCCAAUGGCUUGAAACUGUCAUCUCUAAUGUGUGCCGAGAGCCAACUGUAUCGGAAAGCCAGACAUUUAUCCUGAUGAAGAAGGAUUUGAUCGAAAAAUUGAUUACUUCGCCCGUCAUCUAUCAGUUGGCUACCACUUCUGAACUGGGCCAGUCCGUCAUGAUUCCUAUUAUCUGCGGAUCAUUUUUGCCUCUUGUGGAGGAGAAGUCAACCGCCAUGCCACGCCGAGAAGUGAUCCUGGAAAUGGUGAGGUGGCUCCAGUCAGGAAAAGCAGAAGCUAUUCCGAAUGCUCAUUUCAACGUCUGA